Messenger RNA from Mesocestoides corti, 651 nucleotides. Lineage: Eukaryota; Metazoa; Platyhelminthes; Cestoda; Cyclophyllidea; Mesocestoididae. The record is from the annotation of a GenBank genome assembly.
AUGCGCGUUCACGUACCCAAAGUCACCAACAUUCCUGCUGAGUCACGCUCCUGUCUGCGCUCACAAGUGCGCACUUGCGUCCCCAUUGGUGGUUACACGCGCGUUUUUGAUUGGCUCUCGUGUGCACGGUUUAACGAACUUCCCGAGAAGCAGUCAAACGACGCAAAAGCCAAGCAUGAAGGUCAUCGAAUAAGGCGCCUCGGAAAGUGUUCCACGGUGGAAGAGUUCUGGACGGAGUUCAAGAAGGCCGAGAAACCAAGCGAAUUGCAAUUCACCGAGGCCUACUACCUCAUGCGGGAGCCCUACGAUCCUCAGUGGGAGAAACCAGAACACGCCGGUGGUGGUCGCUGGCGACUACGACACACCGAAUGCGGCAACGCCGACUACCUGUGGUGCGAGUUGGUGAUGAGCGCGAUCGGCGAGAAGCUGACGCAAUUGGUGGACGCGGACAACGACAUCGUGGGUGUCGGUGUGUCCCCUCGGCCCUCCAGCGUGGUGAUCGAGAUCUGGACCUCGGCGCUGGACUUCGAGGCCUCCAAAACCGAGGAAUUUGCGCAACGCUUCAACAACCUCCUUCCGCAGCCGUUCUACUUCAAACUUGUCUAUUACGAAAGUUUCGCGGACGUCAAGAAAAAGGGGGCAUCGAAGUAG